AAACAGACAAUUGGCUCUUUUUAGGUGACAAAUUAAAAGUUGACUAAUUUUCUAAUUUAAGUACCAUAUUCACUCCCCUUUUCUUCUCAUUAAUUUCAUUGCAUUUCCCUCAUUUUGCAGAAAACCCUUUUGCUACUGCAAAAAACCUCCCUAAAUCAGAGAUCAUCAGUCGGUUACCACCACAUAAUAAGCAGUAGAAGAUUCAAUGGGAACAGGGUUUUUAUAUGACGAUUUGGUGCAGGAAAUUCUAGUACGGCUACCAGCCAAGACUUUGGUGAGAUGCAGGUGCGUCUGUAAGUCUUGGUGUUCCCUUAUUUCCAGUCCCAAUUUCAUUUUGGACCAUGUCUGUCGUAACAAAGAAGCCAAACACCAUCAGGUCCUUUUGCGAAGUUUUAAUAAUGCUGAAAAAAAGGUCAGGUAUAAACUAUGCCAUGAUAAUGAACAUCUGGAUGAGAUUAUGUUAAUUGAUUUCCCGUUUGUGAGUAAACGUCAUGAUUUUUUUAGGAUGGUUGGUUGUGUAAAUGGACUAGUAUGCUUAUCAGAUGAUAUGGUUGAAGUAACAGAUACUUUGAUUCUAUGGAAUCCCAUGAUUAGGAGAUUCCUGACCGUUCCUGAACUCAAAUUAGAUGUUGAAUCAACUGAUUUGGGUCGGUCAGUUUUUGGUUUUGGCUUUGACGCUUGUAAGAAUGAUUACAAGCUUGUCAGGAUUGUGUACCGUAAGAAUCCGGAUUUUGAAGCACUCCAAGUUGAGGCCUCAAUUGCCAUUUUUAGACUUAGCUCAAGUUGUUGGGAAGUUAAAGGGUCUGCUUCCGUCCCUUUGCUUGAUACCCGGCAAGCUUAUGUAAAUGGCGUUAUUCAUUGGUUAGCAUAUAACAAGCUAAUUGUAGGGUUUGACGUGAAAACUGAGGCAUUUAAACCUAUGAUGCUCCCCCAACCCUUGCAAAAUGCCAAUAUUAGUGAUUUAACCAUAGCUUCAUGGUGUGACUUGCUCUCUGUGUUUGAAAAUGGGUAUUGGUCUGGACGGCUUUGUUUGUGGGUUAUGAAAGAUUAUGGCGCGUCCAAGUCAUGGACAAAACAAUUUGUGGUUGAAUCAUUUGUAAUGGUAAGAAGUCUUAGAAAGAAUGGCAGUGUUGUACUCCAAAAUAUUGGUGGCAAACUAGUUAUGUAUAAUGCAAAGACCAAUCAAUUUGAGGAAUUCAAAACCCAUGUCGAGGAUACGAUAUAUGGUUUUCAUAUGAAAUCAUAUAUAGAGAGCCUAGUCCUAUUAGAUCGGACGGAUGUACAAUAUGUUCUCUAGAUUGUGCUGUUGGAUGCUGCAGGAAACUGAAGACAAACAACGCAUGGGAUGGUAACUCAGAUCAAUACCAUAACUUAUAUCAUGUGUUGUAUCUGUAGGCGAAAAUAACUCUUUUUCUUUUCCCUUUAUUUUUCUGGUUUGUGUGUGUUAAUAGAUGAAUGUAGGUUUCACAUAGUGAUGGUCCUCAUCCUGAUGGACUUGAACUUUUGUUAUACUUUCCAUGGAGCUUGAAUGUAGUCAAACUGUUGACCUUAUUGAUCACAUUGGAAGAUAAGAUGGUGCUGCAUUUUUCUAAA
Molecule: messenger RNA, 1593 nt
Organism: Spinacia oleracea (spinach)
Lineage: Eukaryota; Viridiplantae; Streptophyta; Magnoliopsida; Caryophyllales; Amaranthaceae
Product: F-box/kelch-repeat protein At3g06240
Exons: 2
Coding region: 206-1297 (363 amino acids)
Molecular function (GO): protein binding
Source: RefSeq, a predicted model, not a curated record